This is a messenger RNA of Sinocyclocheilus anshuiensis, 2329 nucleotides long. RefSeq names its product angiopoietin-4-like. The transcript is spliced from 9 exons. Bases 357 to 1850 code for a protein of 497 amino acids. The record is from RefSeq and is a predicted model, not a curated record. Lineage: Eukaryota; Metazoa; Chordata; Actinopteri; Cypriniformes; Cyprinidae.
UAGGAAGGAAAGUUCUCCUCUUUUGUUUACUUUUCUUUCGUGUUAAGAGCCUACAGAUUGGGAGACUCAUUUAGACGGGCUGUCUCCGCUUCUCCUCGAAUUCUUUCUUUGCCUACUUAUCUAUCAGUGAGAGUGUGUUGUGGUUACUCAAGGCUCAGUGCCUGUGUCCAUUUCUCCAGGGGAACCUCGUGAAAACCAGGAGCUUCUGGUCCUGCAAUCCAACUGUGAAGAGAAAAGAGUCAAAAAAAGCCUCUUCAUCUCCAUCCAACCAUGUGUUCUUCCAUCAAAAGAGUUUGAACUACUGAGUUGGCACCUUGGCUUGAUCGCAGGUGGCCUUUGCUUUUGCUCCCGCUGCCAUGAGGUUUGCCAGAAGCGGUUGGCAUUUGGCACUACUGCUGGCGUCCGUUGGCCUGGUGAGUUCCGGAAACGGGAACGGUCAAGGGAGACGCGGGGGAGGCGAGAGGCGGAGGAAGCUUCACCGCGUGCAGCACGGCCAGUGCAGCUACACCUUCAUCCUGCCGGAGAUGGAGAGCUGUCAGGGUGGAUCGGAACAGAAGAGCGGGACCAACGUGGUUCAGCGAGAUUCCCCGCCGGCGGACGGCGAGUGGCCCGUUCAGAAGUUGCAGCAUCUGGAGUCGGCCAUGGAAAACAACACGCAGUGGCUACUGAAGUUAGAAAACUACAUCCAUCAAAAGACAGGGAUGGUGCAUUUUCAAGCUGAUGCAGUUCAUAACCAGACGGCCACUAUGUUGGAGAUCGGCACCAACCUGCUCACCCAGACUGCAGAGCAAACCAGGAAACUCAAUGUGGUUGAAGCCAAGGUUAUGAACCAGACAUCAAAAAUUGCAAUUCAGUUAUUAGAGAAUUCAUUAUCAACAAACAAACUGGAGAAGGAACUCUUAACACAGAUUUCAGAAAUCUCCAAACUUCAAGACAAGAACAGUCGUUUGGAGAGUAAAGUCUUAGUCCUGGAGUCGAAGCAGAGGACGGAGCUGGAGGACAUGAGGGAGGAGAAAGAGCGACUGCAGGACCUGGUGAAGAGACAGACAGCUGCCAUUACAGCUCUGGAGAGACAGCUUAGAGUGGCCAGCACCAACAACUCAGCCCUGCAGAGACAACAUCAGCAGCUCAUGAAGUCCGUACACACACUUAUUGGCAUGAUGUCUUCUGGAACAGGCUUCUCAUCAAAUGAGCAGCACUUCAGAGACUGUGCCGAGGCCUAUAAAUCCGGUCACAACACCAGCGGAGUCUACCACAUUUACAUCGGAGACAUGACCGAGCCAACCAAGGUCUUUUGUGAUAUGGUGACAAGCGGAGGUGGCUGGACGGUGUUCCAGCGCAGGGCCAGUGGAAGUGUGAACUUCCAGAAAAGCUGGAAAGACUAUAAACUGGGAUUUGGUGAUCCUAGUGGAGAGCACUGGCUGGGUAAUGAGGCUGUUCACCUGAUCACCAGUCAAGCCCAGUACUCCCUCCGAGUGGAACUUAAAGACUGGGAGGAGAACGGCGCCUAUGCUCUGUAUGACAAAUUCCAGCUGGCCGGAGAAAAACAGCAGUACAGACUCUUGCUAGGGAGCUAUAGCGGAACAGCAGGACAGCAAAGUAGUUUAGCAUCAAACGGCACGGGCUUCAGCACUCGCGACGCUGACAACGACAAGUGCGUUUGCAAGUGCGCCCUCAUGAUGACCGGAGGCUGGUGGUUUGAUGCUUGCGGUCUGUCUAACCUCAAUGGAAUCUUCUACACCGUGGGUCACAACAUCCGCAAACUCAAUGGCAUUAAGUGGCAUCACUUCCGAGGACCCAGCUAUUCGCUCCAGUCCACUUCCAUGAUGAUCCGUCCAGCUGAUUUCUGACGUGAAUAAAUUAGCAUUGCCGCAAGCUUGUCACAUUGACAAUGACAGGACUUAAAGCACUUGCUUUGGGACAUAGGAGCAACAAGGUGGAGACAAAUAAUGGAUGGACGGUGAUGUUUUUACUGCAAAUCCGAGAGCUGGAGUGGAGAAAAGUGAUCAGACUGAAAAUUCAUUACUAUGCCACAAUUUUCUUUUUUACACAUGCAAACACGCUUCUCCUUCACAGCUACUCUUGUCUGAAUUCAUGUGUGGCUUAUAACCUGAAACAUUCUCAGUGAUGGCGACUCUCAUGGUGUCAGAAUGUGGGUCAUCAAUGUGGCAUGAUGUAAUUCCAAAGGAAAACCUUUCGACCUUAAUGAGUCUGAUUCUGGAACUGUUCUAGAUGUUCCAGAGGAAUAACCUUAAUUUCCAAGAGGUUGUAUUCUAUUUUGUAAAAGAUAAUAGCUGUUAACUACAUAGCGAGGCAGCUGACUAGUUAC